Lotus japonicus is the source of this 1262-nucleotide messenger RNA. RefSeq names its product SNF1-related protein kinase regulatory subunit beta-1. The record is from RefSeq and is a predicted model, not a curated record. The coding region runs from base 234 to 1094 and encodes 286 amino acids. Gene Ontology annotation, molecular function: protein binding. Lineage: Eukaryota; Viridiplantae; Streptophyta; Magnoliopsida; Fabales; Fabaceae. The transcript has 4 exons.
CACAGAAGAAGUUGAUAAGAACAACAACAACAACGACGAACCCGUUUUCGUCUUCUUCUUCUUCUUCUUCUUCCCGGCACUUUCUUCCAUCUUCCACUCACAUUUCUCUCGUUUCCUUCCUCCUCCUCACACCGUCGUUUACCUCAAUCUUCACCUCCACACUGCAUUGCCUACGACAAUAACAACCAUUUCAUUUCAUUUCCAUUCUCCGAUUCACUCACCUCUCUCUCUCUAUGGGAAACGCUAACGGCAGAGAAGACGGAGGAGCGAUUUCCGGCGCCGGCGAUCCCUCCGCCGCGGAUUCCGCCAUCCGUGGACCUCACGCGCCGGAUUUGAGGCCUCCUGUUCGCGCCUUCUCCUCCGAUUCAAUGGCUAAUAGUCCGCCGCAGAGUCCUCGCCGCUCCAGAUCCCCGAUCCUCUUCGGUCCUCAGGUUCCUCUGGCUCCUCUACAAAGAGGCAAUGGCCCGCCUUUUCUCAAUCAAAUUUGGCAGCCUGAGCUUCAUGGUACUAUUAGUCAACCUGCUGAGCAAGGAAUCCCUGUCAUGAUCACGUGGAGUUAUGGUGGUAACAAUGUGGCUGUGGAGGGAUCUUGGGAUAACUGGACAACUAGGAAGGCAUUGCAGCGAGGUGGCAAGGAUCACUCAGUUCUUAUAGUCCUGCCAUCAGGUAUAUAUCAUUACAGGUUCGUUGUUGAUGGUGAACAGAGAUAUAUUCCAGAGCUUCCUUAUGUUACUGAUGAGAUGGGGCAUGUCUACAAUCUUCUUGAUGUCAAUGAUUACGUGCCAGAAAACCCUGAAGGCGUGUCUGAGUUUGAGGCGCCACCCUCCCCACAAUCCAGCUACGGUCAUGACUUUCCACCUGAUGAGGACUAUGCAAAAGAGCCAAUGGCCGUUCCUUCGCAGCUACAUCUUACAGUCCUAGGUGUGGAGAAUGCAACUGAAGUGGUUUCCUCUUCAAAGCCUCAACAUGUUGUGCUAAAUCAUGUCUUCAUAGAGAAAAACAUGGCGUCAAAGUCUGUUGUUGCCCUAGGAAUGACUCACAGGUUCCAGUCCAAAUAUGUCACAGUUGUCCUUUACAAACCACUCAAGAGGUAGAGGAGAAUAUUACUUCAUUUUGUAGCCUCAGUCUGUAAAGAAAAGUUUGAAUAAUACUCCCUCCCCAAUAGGUGGUAUAUCAAGGUCUUGUGUCUGUAGAUAUAUGUUUGAAAGUAACUCUUGCGUUCUGUUUUGACUUGAUACAUUAAAACUUUUCGUUUUUUUUAA